CACAGUGGCCGCACAGUGCCGCACACAGUCGUUGGCGGUAACGCGUUGCUUUCGGUUCGGUUACGGCACAUAAGCGGUUAACACUUCCACAGAGAAGUAUACGCACGGAGCUAGAAGUGAUUUGAACGUUUUUUAAUUAGGAAUUUUAGGUGCUCUCGAAGAUGACGGGGACGGUGCGGAUGGUGCGGAGAGCGCGCAAGGGAGUCGGCUGGAGGGCGCUGGCGAUGACGAUGUCGCUGCUGGUGAUGGCCACAUGGCUGGAGCCCAGCCAGAGCUUGCCGCAAGGUGCACCGGAAACGGUGUGCGACACAAUGCUGCCGUUCCAUUCGGGUGGCAGUGUGCUGCCCCAGAACAGCGUCUCCCCCUUCAGCGUGGAGACCUCCGCCUCGACGGUGGGCCAGGGCCAGACGGUGCGCGUGGAUGUGACGGGUGUGCCGGAGGGUCUGACCUUCGGCGGGUUCAUGGUGCAGGCCCGCAACCGCAAUCCACCCCACCAGAUUGUCGGCCAGUUCAGCCCGGCCCGCGACGGUACCGUCAAGCUAAUGAACUGCGAGAACUCCGUGAACAACUCGGCGACGCACAGCAAUGCCGGAGCCAAGCCGCAGGUCUACCUGGAGUGGCAAUCCCCGGUGGACUUCCUUGGCCAGGUGGUCUUCAAUGCCACGAUUGCCCAAUCGUACAGCGAGUUCUGGGUGGGCGUGCCCUCCAAUCCUGUGCAGAUUGUGAGGCGUGACCUGGGCGCCGUGCCACUGCCCACAGCUGGUCCACAGCCCGCUUUUGGUUCGGCUCUACCCACCACUCGAGCUCCGUAUGUGCCGCCCAACUAUGUGGCGCCCAGCGCUGUGGCAGCCACCGCCGAUCCCUUCUACAACGGCUGCGGCGUGAGCAAGAACUGCUUCGGCUUUCCGGAUGGCUGUGUGAACACCAAGACCUGCACCUCCGUUGCCGCCGUGACCGUGCGCGGGGACAUCUACGAGUUCGAGAUUCAGUCUGGCAGGGGCAACAAUGCUGCCUACGUGGCUGUUGGUCUCUCAGACGAUGCCAAGAUGGGUGAGGACCUGACCACCGAGUGUGUGCCCGAGAACGGGCGUGUCACCAUGUACUCCUCCUACACCUCGGCCACUCCCUAUGCCGCCGUCAGAACCAGCGUGCCCCAGAACUCGGCUCGACUGCUGAAUGCCUCGCUUGUGGACGGCGUAAUCUACUGCAGGGUGGCGCGCGAUCCCGUGACUGUGGUAAAGGGACGCACCUUCGACCUGAGAAGGCAACAGUACCAUCUGCUCGUGGCCUCCGGCAGCAGCCUGAAGGAGAACAGUGUGGGCUACCACGACAUUGGCCGCCUGCCUUCGGGCAAGGCCAUCAACCUGGCCGAAGUGCAGGACCUGAGUGGCUCCAGCAAUCUGCUCGUGCAGCUGCAUGGCGCCUUCAUGAUCGCCGCCUGGAUCGGCACCACCUCGCUGGGCAUCAUCUUUGCCCGCUACUUCAAGCAGACGUGGGUGGGCAGCCAGAGCUGCGGCAAGGAUCAGUGGUUCGCGUGGCAUCGCCUGCUCAUGGUCACCACCUGGUCGCUGACAAUAGCCGCCUACAUCCUCAUCUGGGUGGAGCUGAAGCGCGCCGUGUGGCAUGCCCACUCCAUCAUUGGCCUCAUCACCGUCAUACUCUGCUUCCUCCAGCCCAUUGGCGCUCUGUUCCGGCCCGGACCCAACGACAAGAAGCGGCCGUACUUCAACUGGGGCCACUGGUUGGGCGGCAAUCUGGCGCACAUCCUCGGCAUUGUGACAAUCUUCUUCUCGGUGAAGCUGCCCAAGGCUGAGCUGCCCGAGUGGAUGGAUUGGAUUCUGGUCGCCUUCGUGGUGGUCCAUGUCCUCGUCCACCUGAUAUUCUCUAUUGGCUUGUGCUUGAAUCAUUGGCAGAUCACGGGCAUGGCCUCGGAGCGGCACCUCAGCCAGCGGGCGAACACCUUCCAGAUGGGCGAAAUGUCGCCGCAUCAUCAACAGCACGCCAUGCGCAAUGGCAUGAGCAUGGAGCGGAAAAUGGAUGCACCGUACGGUGCCAUGCGCAAGGGACUGCUGGGAGUCUAUGGCGUGGUUCUUGUUCUGUUUGUUGUGGUGCUAAUUCUUCUAGUGGUGCUGGCACCCAUUGAACAAUUUCUGGGCAAGUCCUAGACUCAUGAAUCUGGUGGAAGACGUAGCCUAAGACAGUGUUUUCCCUCCCCCACCUACCCUUCCACCUCUGCUCUCUAAGCCAACCGAUGGCCUCCGAUAUUGCUCAUUGUUUAACCCCCGCCCCCACCACCACCCCUGAUUACUGAUUCAUCUCUCCCCUAUACCGUUUUCUACAUAUAUAUAUUUACAUAUAUAUGCACGUGUUUGUAUGUAUUUUGUGUGUCAUUCGGGGUAGCAGAGCGUUCAGUACAUGUUAUAUAAUUUAUUAUUAAUAAAAGUAAAACAAGCCAACAUAAAUGCA
Messenger RNA from Drosophila guanche, 2466 nucleotides. Its product is annotated as putative ferric-chelate reductase 1 homolog. The record is from RefSeq and is a predicted model, not a curated record. Lineage: Eukaryota; Metazoa; Arthropoda; Insecta; Diptera; Drosophilidae. Bases 162 to 2165 code for a protein of 667 amino acids. Gene Ontology annotation, molecular function: oxidoreductase activity, acting on metal ions. The transcript is spliced from 7 exons.